UCUGUGUUAACCGUCUUCAAAACAUCAACACAAGAAGAAGCGCUAAGCUAGCUCCACCGCCACGUUUUCCCGCCUCUGCAGGGCGGUGUCGCAUCGCGCUAAACGUCGCAUGAAUGUAAAUUUCAGACGGAGAGACCAACCAGAAAAUGGCUUCCUCUCUACCUGCGUCUCUGUUCCUGCUGUCUGUGGUUUUCUGGCAGUUUGUCUUCUGGGAGUUUGUCACUGCUGCAGAACAGACCAACAUCAAAGCUACAACUGGAGAGGACGUCACUCUGCCCUGCAGUGACCCUGACAAUAACCCCAUCCUGGUCGUACAGUGGAGCAGACCCAGGCUGGGGCCAAAAUUUGUGCUCCUGUUCAAAAACGGGAUGAUAGAUGAAGAUCAGCAGCAUCCAUCUUUUAAGGGCCGGGUGGAACUGUUGGACUCCAACAUGAAGGACGGAGACGUGUCUAUGAUUCUGAAGAAAGUUCAGGCCAGCGAUGCGGGACAAUUUGAGUGUCGAGUCAUUCAGAUGGCCCACGGGGAGGAACUCAGGAGGAAGGUCUAUCUGGAAGUAAUAGAGCCGUUUCCUGCCUGGGUCAUCGUUCUGGCGGUUCUGCUCAGUGUGUUUCUGAUUGCUGCUGUUGUCCUGGUGUACAGGUUUAAACACCACAUCACCCCAGCCCCGAGGGUCCAGGAGGAGGAUGAAGACGAUGAAGGUGAUGAAGAUGAAGAUGAUGAAGGUGAUGGUGAUGAUGACGUGAAGAUGAACUCGGAGGAUUAACAUCAUAAACAUUUCUGGACUCAUUAAACUAUCUUCAAUAUUUCA
Molecule: messenger RNA, 809 nt
Organism: Poeciliopsis prolifica (blackstripe livebearer)
Lineage: Eukaryota; Metazoa; Chordata; Actinopteri; Cyprinodontiformes; Poeciliidae
Product: myelin-oligodendrocyte glycoprotein-like
Exons: 5
Coding region: 147-764 (205 amino acids)
Source: RefSeq, a predicted model, not a curated record